ACAGCCGGCGCCGAUCGUUAAAUACAGAAGUCGUAUUUUCAGUCAGUACAGUUUCUUCUGUGACUUUGACAGGAUAGUACGAAGUUCAGUAUUUUAGUGCUCCUAGCUAAGUUAUUUUCAAUUGUUUUAAGUGCUGUGACAAUGAUUGCUGUGGAGAAAUUAUCUCAUCAACACUCUGUGGAUUUACAUCAGUCUAUGAUGGAAGGAGAGGAAGCAGAGUGGGAAGUAGCAUGUUCAGCUCUGGCCCAGAGGCUAGGUGAGGAGUUGAGGGCUGCCAAGUCUGCACAGUUAUCCUGUGGUGAAGUGUUGCUGCCACGAGAGUUGCUGCCUACAGUCGCUAGCCAGAUACUGGCCCAGUCUGUCUGCGAGCCCUGUGGUCUUAGGGGCUGUACCCUGGACAUCCAGCUAGAGACUGAGGAAGGCAGUCAGGUGAAGAUCAGCAGCAUCAAGUGGGACCCUCAGAUGAGCUCCACCUUCCUGCUGAGUCUAACGCUGAGACAAGACACAACACACAAGUGGCGACUUUCUCAGCUGCUGAAGACUUUGACCAAGGGUCGCACUCUGGUCAUCAGCAACAACUUCCUCCUACACAAGACAAGGCUCUACCGUCCACGAGCUCCAGCCCGGUAAUACGUAAUACAUCCCACUGAGAGUCAAGACUGCUUCCGACUAUUGGCUGUAUUAAACGUAUUAUAGCAAUAAAUAAUUUAUUGGCUUUCAGCCUUGUGAUUUUUAAGGAGUUAUGUUAUAUUCUGUGAUACGAUGUAGCAUGAUCAAUUGUGAUUUUUUGUGAUGUUUCGACUCUCAAACAAGUAUUGAAUUUCAUAUUAAAGCACUUGUUAGUUUUUAUAUGUAAUUAUUUAUUUUUGAAAUCAUUUUGAACAUUGUUUAACAGUUAAAUUAGUUUCAACUUUUUUUAGCAAUGCACCCCAUAUAUUUGAUUUAAAAUUUAUAUUUUAUGAAUAUUUUUACAAAAAUUGGCUUUGUUUAAUGUAUAUUUAAAUUUUUAGUUUCAAUAAACCUUUCUAAAAAUGUAAUACACCAACAGCAAGAGCUAUAGCAAUAAUAAUUAUUAUUUUGUAUUUCUUUGAUAAUUUUAUAUUUUGGUUUAGUGAAAUAACA
Macrosteles quadrilineatus (aster leafhopper) is the source of this 1122-nucleotide messenger RNA. RefSeq names its product protein scylla-like. Gene Ontology annotation, biological process: apoptotic process; negative regulation of signal transduction; regulation of TOR signaling. The record is from RefSeq and is a predicted model, not a curated record. The transcript is spliced from 3 exons. Lineage: Eukaryota; Metazoa; Arthropoda; Insecta; Hemiptera; Cicadellidae. The coding region runs from base 142 to 630 and encodes 162 amino acids. Gene Ontology annotation, cellular component: cytoplasm.